UCCUCCUUCCCUCCUCUCCCCACUAUUUUGGUUUCUGCUCCCGUAGUUGAUCCUCCCUCAGUGCGCGAAACACAACAACUCCAGUAACGACCGUCAUAAUUCGGGAUAUAAUAAUUACAGAUCGGUUAAAACUUCUCCUUAAUUGACCGAAUCCCAUCCUUUACAGCCAACCACCGCGCCCAGUGGCAACUAAAAUCAUUAAAAAAAAUGAAAACGAAAAAAUUAAAAAAUUAUCCGUUUUUCAUUAAAUUCCGUUGAUGUGGCAUUAUUGGUAUUGUGACUAAAUAAUAAUUGUGAUUUUAGUGAAAAAACUUGCUCCCACUUUGUUUAGUUGAAAAAAAAAUCGAAAAAUUGAAAAAAAAAAAGAAUCCUCAUCCUCAAUUUUUUGUGCAUUUUUGAAAAUUAUUCUGUGUGAAUAUGUGCAGCCUCCUCCAGGACCAUUAGGAGGAGGCUGACCUGUUUUGCCCCUCCCCUCCACUCCACUCCUUAAUGAAUAUUGGAUAUAAAAAUGGAGGAGAUGCAGAACGGCGUUGUAUUGAUAAAAUAUGAGCCUCGCUCACGCUGUCAAUCCUGGGACGACGUAGCCCCCUCCUCGAGAAUGAGUCAAUCGACAAAACGCCAGAGCCUCCAGCAGCCGCCCCAUCAGUUGCUGGAGGCGACCAAUUCAAACUCAUCGGUGCAAUCAGUAAAAAGCGAGGACUCAUGGUGCUCGGCCUCCGACCACGAGCCCUCGUCCGACGACGAGUCCGAGAAAAGCAACAUGAGUAUAAAAAGUAACUGUCAAUUACGCAAUACUCUACACAAGGCCAAAACCUUAUGCGACAAGUGGAGGAGCCCAAAUAUAAGACUGAAUAACGCAAACACCGAGGCAAUUGACACCUCAAUGAACCAGGGAAGAUUAUCACGAUGGUUUAGUAUCAGACGAGGCUCUACACAUCAGUAUGAUGUUGACUCUUCAUUAUCUGACACAUCAGCUCUCUCAAUGUGCAGUCCUAUUAAGGCUCAGCAGCCGUCAUCAACACCUUCACAGAGGUCACCAGUGCCCAGUGCUACCACCAUGUCACGCUUGCUUGAAGAAGAAGAGGCUUAUGUGUCAAGCUCAGCAGCAGCAGCAGCAGCAGCAGCGGCGGCAGCAGCAAUGAUGCAGUUUCAAUGUCCUCAUCACUGUAGACAACCACCACCAGCUCUUCCCCCAGCCCCAUCAAAAUUGACGCAGCAACAAUUAAAGAGACGGCUUAUUGUUGCAGCACUUGUACAAUCCGAGAACAGUUAUGUUGCGACAUUACACAGACUAGUGAACGACUAUAAAAAACCAUUGGAGGAAUCUUCACCACCCAUACUUAGUCAAACAAAAAUAACAACACUUUUUCAUCGACUACCCGAGAUAUUACAGUGCCAUACCCUGUUUAGAGUUGCAUUGGCCGAAUGUGUAAGAUCAUGGGACAAGGAUGAAAUGCUGGGGGAUGUUUUUGUUGCCAGUUUCAGCAAAGCCAUUGUUCUUGAUAUUUACUCCGGAUUUAUAAAUAACUUUUCGGUCGCAAUGGAUCUUGCUAAACAGGAGUCUAAACGAAAAACUGCACUUGCUGAUUUUUUUAAGGUGAAGCAGAUCAGUGCCCAUGACAGAUUAUCCUUCUUCGGGCUGAUGGUGAAACCGGUGCAGAGGUUUCCACAGUUUAUUCUCUUCCUUCAGGACCUUUUGAAACAUACACCACAAGGUCAUCAUGACAGGAUGUCUCUACAACUAGCCCUGACGCAACUAGAGAGUUUAGCAGAAAUGUUGAACGAAAGAAAACGUGAGGCUGAGCAAUUCCAGGCAUUCAAAGAAAUGUUACGUCAUGUUUCUGGUAAACUGUCUCAUCGUCCACUUUCCUCAUCCUCCAGAUACUUGAUAAGGGAAGAUAAUGUUACACAAUUAGAAUUCAACGUUAGUGGAAUGAUCACAAAGUCCAAGCGACGAAGACUACUGUUGCUUAAUGAUUUGGUUGUGUGUGUAUCUGUCGCGCGACGAUCUAACGAUGAUUUCUCCAGCAGCGAGAGGCUCACCCUCAAAUGGACACAUCCGGUCUCCGACAUUGAGAUUCAAGAUACCAGUACAUCGCCAACAUUGAGCCGAUUACUUACCGCCGGAUUGAACAAAGGCGGAAGUUUGAAAUCUGACAAGAGUGGGGGAACGAAUGAGAGUAGCCAGGCAGGUGCGGAUACCCUCUGCGUUGAAAUGAAUGAUCUUAUGCAUGAUUACGAAGUCAUGUCGAGGAUAAGUGAUUUGGUUACACAACUCAAGGGCAGAUAUGAGGGAAUAUCAGUUGAGCAGAUAAAGCAAAUUCUCCAAUCGAUCCAAUCGUCCGUCCAACAGAAAGACGAGGACAUGAUUUGGGCGGACAGCUGUUGCCUUCAGAUGACGUCAAAGCAAGGUCCGAUGUAUACAUUUCAAACGGAGAAUCCCCUUGUAAAAAAGGACUGGAUCACUGAAUUGCGCCUAGCCCAGCUGGCUCUGGACCCCAAUAACUCGCCUUCCUGGGAGGUACCCGAGCAGGAGCACCGGCCUAGCACCAAGAUGCCGCUUUUCGUCAACUCUCAAACUGUUUACAGCUCCCACUAUCCGUCUGAAGUAACUUGUGGCUGUUACUAUACCACUCAAUCAGCAAAACCAACACGAAGACACUCCUCGAGGCAUCUUCAGAGCUAUCUCUGGAUCUGUACGGACAAUGGUGUCUCCAGUCACAUCACGGUUUUCUCCCAAGCAACUUCUACCACAUCGUCAUCGACUUCCUUGAAGAAGACGUCGACAUUCGAUCUCUUUGAGACUAAAGUCACAGCGAUCGAAUUCGUUAAGAGUCAGAGUAAUCACAGUCCUGACCUCAUAUUUCUGGGGACUAACUCUCAUAAAAUAAUAAUUUACAAAGCAGUCGAGCCGGAGAAACAGGAGCAGGUGGCAACAUAUCCAACACCGGGAUCUGUCAUUCAAAUCAAGUGUCAUGGUAAUAACAUCUUCAUCGCUUUGGACACAGGUAACCUUUUAAUCUACAAAAGGAAUCAGGAGGAUCCUCGGAAUUUGGCAACGCCGUGUCAAACAUCUCUGGGCCGUGAACCAAUCGCCAGCCUAAUGCCCAUCAAUGCGACAGUGUACGCCGCAUGCGGUAAAAAAGUUUGGGUCCUCUCAGGCUCCACGGGGGAGGUCCUUAAGAGCUUCUCCGUGCAACACGAACACCUCGGCAAUGUCAAACUCAUGGCACACUCCGGGGUUGGUCUCUGGGUCGCCCUGAAAAACUCCUCGACAGUUUGUCUCUACCAUACCGAGACCUUCAAGCACCUCCAGGAUAUUAACAUUGCCUCCAACGUUCUUAGGGUCACGAAAAUAUCAAUUUUGGACAGACUAGGAACUCCAGGGGAAAACGGUGGUGAACCGGCCUCGGUUACAGUGACAGCUCUUAUGGCAUGCAAGGGCCUCCUGUGGGUCGGCACUAACGUUGGAAUAAGCCUGACGAUACCUCUUCCUCGUUUGGAGGGGGUUCCCAUAAUAAGUGGUCGUGUAAACAUAAGCUAUCACGCCCACUUUGGACCAAUAACCUUCCUCUUGGCCCUUCACAACACCAACAUCAGCCAUGCCAAAGAGGAACUCGAAGUUGAGGAGAUUAAAGGAGGAACCGAGGAGGAGAUGAACAAGAACAGAGUUGAUAAAUUGAAGCAGCAGUUGGCGGGGAGCCCAGUCGCCUUGAGACGAAAAAAAAACAGGGAGAGUGACUACAGAGGCUCCAAGACUCUGCCGAGGGGUUGGGGAGGAAAUUUCUCCGGCCAGAGUGCAUUCCCAGGCAAUUCACUGAGCAACUCUUCCGGAUCUUCUGGCGAAAAUUGCGAUGUAUAUGGACUCUAUGAGGAACUCAUGUACUUGAGGGAUUAUGAGAAUGACAACAAUUCAGGGGUUGACACCAUCUACGAGAGCUUGAGGCGCUCUGACCCGGAACUCGGAGGCGUUCCCAGCAAGGUCAAUACCCUCGACAGACGAUUGAAGAUGAAAAUCACGAGGCCGAGGUCGCUCGAUCUCAGCAAUUGGUCUGUUGAUUCGCAUGCGAGCUCUUUGUACACCUCCUCGGGAUCGGAGGAGAAUGUGUCCAAGGGAAAGCUUUCUAGGAAUGGAUCAUCUGUCGGCCGGAGCCGUGGCCGGGGCCAGGGCCAGGGCCAGGGCCAGGGGAGAGAGCCCGACUUGGCAUUUACGGCAGGGGUGAAAGAGGAGGAUAAAGUCGGUAAGGGAUGUGGUGGAAAGGCGACAGGGCAGAGGAAAUUACUGGUUAUUGAUCAGCCUAAGAGGACUGUUCUCACACUGAUGGGAGGUAGGGGCUAUGUUAACUGGCGACAACUCGGUGCCGGCCAGGGAAAAGGGGGAAGAGAGCCUAACAGUAAUGAUGCACAUAUUGUUCUUUGGGAGAUGAAGUUGUAGUGGAUGGGGAGGGAAAUCGAGAAAAAUUUGAUCGUCAUGGUAGUUAUUUUCGGAACAAAUGGCCAUGAUGAUUUUCUUACUGUUAAUAGUUUUCGUCAUAACGGAGAACAUUACGAAAAGUGCUGAAGGGUCGCAUUGGGGAUCAGUCAAGAGGGCGGAAGAUUUCCGGUGGUAAACACUUUUCUUGAAUCCGUUUUGACGCAGAACAACAAAGGAUUUUGAGGUUAGAAUCACACCUUUUUAGUGAUCAAUAAUAGAGAUGAAUCAGUAUUGAUGGGAUUUUUUCCACUAAUCACGUAAAUUGGGUGUGUUUGAUAAUCUGAGAAAAAAAAUACUAGAGUAGACCGAUAAUUGGAAGAUCGUGGGUACCAUGACAUAUGCUCAUUGAAAUCUGAACAUGAGCAUUUGCCUCAAAAGUUACAAAUCUUUUUUGUACUCCUUCAGGAUGCUUAAUUAACGUGCCAAUUGACAAUAAUCACAAAAAAUUUGUUUAAUCAUUCGUCACGAUAAAAGAAAAAUUAUCUCGUUAAUGUGAAUGCAAUUUUAUUUAAUGGCAAAAGACAUUCCUAAUUUGUUAAUCACGUGAACAGAGAGGGAUAAUAAGGGACAAGACCUUUUAUUGCAAAUCGCCAAAGAAAAAUAGAAACCGACGAAAAAUACUUGUAUUUGCGAUAAAUUAUUGUUCAUUACAAGUGUACUGAAGGAAAAAAUUCCUCAUGAAUUUUCUGAUGGAAACAUUGAUUUUUUGUUGAAAUAAUCGUUAAUAAACCAUGGAUAUAUAUUAAUAAUGGUCACAUUUUUUGGCCUUGUUAGUUAUUAAAUGGAGAUAUUACUAUUAAAAAGUGUUUGUAACAUUUUUUGUAAAUGAGAGAAUAGCUAAAAACAGUUGACGAUUAUUCUUCUGGAAAUUUUCGAUGAAAAUGUUUGAACAAAUAUAUUUAUAUACUUUGUGCCACUGUUUUUUUCUAGGCAAAAUUUGUAGAAAAAGAAGUAACAAUUAAUCACCUGGAAAAUGACCUCCGUUAGUUGGUAUUUAAUUAUUAUAUUUUUGUGAUAAGAGAAUGUAGAAAAACUGGGAACGAUCAAUAUUACGAAUGUCAACCCCUGUUAAGUGAUUGAAAUGAAUGAAUCGACUUUACGAGAAAAACCGAUUGAGAACAUCGAUCUGUUUUCACGUGGUGAGUGAUGAUUUCACUUCAUAUCAUGUAUAUUAUACAUAGGAUUUUAUGUAUAUACAUAUUGCACUUAAGGGCCAACAGAUGCCAUUGUAAAGUUCUCACAAAGAUGUUAAUUUACUUUUUUUUCUUCAUCAAUUAUUUUUGAUUUUUUGCCUGUAAUUCAAACAAACGUCAUUGAGAUAUCGAUAAUUAAAAUGAUUUUUCAUCGAGAAAAACUUAUUUUUCUUGUAGUCCUCACGCUCUCAUACUCCUCAUACUCACUUAUUCCUCAAUUUCACAUGUUCUUCUUUAUGCAAAACAUAAUUAUCACCUGACCAAUCUACUAUAAAAUACAUUAUAAACCGAAAUCAUGGUGUUGGCCUUGUUUUACAGCUCAUGUUUAUUAGAAAAACGCGAGAUUUUAUAAUGGGGGGAUUUACUAUUUAUUCUCAAGCCUAAAGAAGAACCCAAAAUGUUCUGUAAAAAUAAAAUUUAUAUUCAAUUUUUAUGUAAUUCGAUACGAGGAAGCUCAGUUACUAGUUUACAAUGCACUUAAAAGCGGUAAAUUCGUUAUGGGUGGUAUUGAUGACAUCAUUUUAAAUAAGAAGCUCAUAUGAGAAGUCGAUAAUCGAUUUGUGAAAAAGUAAAGGCAAAAGCCACAUCAAGGCGGCGGUGCUAGUGAUACACACAUAAUAUGAAGGAUUGUUGAAUGAGUCCUAGCUUGUAUGCGUGUAUGUGAGCUGUGACCCAGGAAAAAGGGAAAGAGAGAAAAAGGAGAAUGUGUGAAUUUCGUCGCAAAUUUCACUUUUCAAGAAUUUUAUGCCUCUUUGUCCACCAGUAUAAUGAACAAAUGAGACCUCCUAUGGAAUACAAAACUCUUCAAAUCAAAGGUCUUGGAAUUUUCUAACCUGGGAGAGUGACCGUUGAAUUUACUUUUGUCCCUAAAUGAUGAGUUUUCAAGGAACAGUUUUUCUGUAAUGUAUUCUGGACGAUAAUAAAUUUUGAUUAGGACUCAA
This is a messenger RNA of Diachasmimorpha longicaudata, 6608 nucleotides long. RefSeq lists its product as uncharacterized. Gene Ontology annotation, molecular function: protein binding; guanyl-nucleotide exchange factor activity. The transcript has 8 exons. Bases 509 to 4435 code for a protein of 1308 amino acids. Lineage: Eukaryota; Metazoa; Arthropoda; Insecta; Hymenoptera; Braconidae. Gene Ontology annotation, biological process: positive regulation of stress fiber assembly; actin cytoskeleton organization. The record is from RefSeq and is a predicted model, not a curated record.